Molecule: messenger RNA, 1495 nt
Organism: Triticum aestivum (bread wheat)
Lineage: Eukaryota; Viridiplantae; Streptophyta; Magnoliopsida; Poales; Poaceae
Product: BTB/POZ and MATH domain-containing protein 2-like
Exons: 1
Coding region: 33-947 (304 amino acids)
Biological process (GO): protein ubiquitination
Molecular function (GO): protein binding
Source: RefSeq, a predicted model, not a curated record
UCUCGGUGCUCUUCUAGGUUUGCAGAUUCGCCAUGUCGCCGCUCGGCUUCUCCCUCUUCCGCAAGGGCAAGCUAUCGGAGCCAGAGCCGAGGCCCACGGUGCCGUCCAGCGGGUACCACCUGAUCGCGCUCGACAGCUACUCGGACACCAAGCGCAUCCCCACCGGCGAGAGCAUCGAUUCAGCCCCCUUCACCAUCGGCGGAUACCGCUGGGUUUUCAAGUACUACCCCAACGGCUCCUGCAAGAACACCUCCGAUUUCAUAUCCAUUCACGCUGAACUCUCCCUUGAUCAGAAAGUUGCACAGCCCGUGAAGGUGGUGCUCAGGUUCAGCUCCACGCUCUCACUUUCCGAAGCAGUGCGGCCCACGCCCAUCGGCCAAGGGGAAAGGUUUGUCUUUUCCAGCGGUUGUACGGUUUUGGCAUUCGACAGGCUCAUCAGAAGAAGGGACUUUGAGAAAGAACAUCUUAAUGGCGACCUUUCCAUCAUACGUUGCGACAUCAACGUAGCCGCGGACAGCAGCGUCGCAGCUCCGCUUCUUGAAAACGUGCCACCAUCCGACAUAAAAGAGCAUAUCGCCCGUCUCUUGUCGAGCAAGGAGGGUGCUGACGUGACAUUCGAGGUUGGCGGCGAGAUGCUUGUCGCGCACCGUUGUAUACUCGCUGCCCGAUCUGCUAUCUUCAAGGCAGAGCUCUUUGGCCCCAUGAAGGAGGGGGCUACUGCAAAUGUCAUACGGAUACAAGACAUGGAAGCAAAAGUGUUUAGAGCCUUGCUCAGUUUCAUCUACACCGACUCAUUACCCAAGAUGGACAUAGAUAGCAUGGACGAAGGAGAGGUAGAAGAGCAAGGCAAAGGAGAAGAAGCAAUGUGGCUGCAGUCGUUGCUUGCAGCAGCAGAUAGAUAUGACAUCCGCAGGAUGAAAUUGCUAUGUCAAAACAAGCUGCAGUAGUGCAUUGACGUGGGCACGGUGGCUGAUAUUCUUGGUCUAGCGGACCAGCACUAUUGCCCUGCGUUGAAGGAGGCAUGCUUGGAGUUCCUCAAAAUUCCUAGGAAUUUAGAGAAAGUAUUGAUGGUUGAUGGCUUAGACCAUAUAGUUCAAACCUGCCCCUCUCUUGUCAAGGAACUCCUGUCCAAGUUUGCUUCCUAAGUAAGUCCUUACAUUUCUUGAGGUCAAAAGUGUAUUUCUUCAGGUCAAUCCACGUUGUGAGGUAUGCUGGAAGUGAUUCCUUAUUGUCCUGCACUUGUACUUUCGUUUUUUGUCAGAUGAUGUGCCUACAUCUCCAGCAGAAGAAAGAUUCUCUUAAUUGCAUAAAUUAUGUCCUUUUGUCUUUGUGAAGAUACCUACUGAUAAGAAGUACAACGAAGGUGAUCUUUAUCUGUAAUGCCUGAGGCUACUACUGAAUUGCUGAUGUCUUGCUCAGACUUUGUAAAUCAACCUGAGGACAAUAUAAUCCAGAUGCUGUUUAUACUUAUCUCCGUACGAGGUUUAUUGCUAAA